UCUGGGUGCAAUGCAGCUUCCUCCUUCCUCGCACAUACAAACUAGGCCAACAGCUGAAGAUGGGGGAAGAACAACAGAGUUGCCUGGAGAGUGAGGUUCUCUCAAAAUAAAAGUGUUCACAAAUUCUAAAGUGAACCCACUCAAAGCUCACCUUCCAAACGUUAGAUGAGCUCCAUCUAUCUAUCCUGUUAUCAGGAUAGUCACAACUAAGUAUAAGUGCAGGAAAAACUUCAUGCAAGCUUCUCAGCAAACUUCUGCUAUUUUCCUCUAAUUCAGCUUCCUCACAUUGGUUACACCACAUCUGGCCUCUCAAGAACUACUUAUUUGGUAGAAUAUUACCAGUUCUGCAAAAGAAAAGAGUUAAACAACUUCACCAUUUUUAUUUAAGAUGCCCAAGAGCCUGGGCAUUUUAUAUCUCCUGUUAGCAUCUUCUCAUUCCUGCCUUCAAACCAAGCAGAAUCAUGAUGAUGAAAAAGAUACAUCUAGGAAUAUCACUUCUUGCUCGGAGCAUGUGAAGGAUCUGAAAAUCUACAGUCCAUUAUCAGAAACCACCAUAGGCAGAAAUAUAACACUGGAGUGCAGAUCACAGAAAGGUUGUCUGCCAAUUAACUACACGUUAUUUUUGAACGGAGUGAAGAUACAUACUAUAAUCAAAAACAAGACAGAAGAAAAGGUUGUAUUCACUGUCACUGUCAAUUCCAUCAGUGAUGUGGGUGAAUACAAAUGUAGAGCUCAAAAUAGAUUUAACAGUGGAUGCAAGUACAGUAAUGGUUUUAACUUUACAUUGAAAGAUCAGUCCAAGGAUGUCAUUUCUUGCUCAGAUCCUGUGAGUGAUCUUGAAAUCUACAGUCCUGUUUCAGAAACUGAAGUAGGUGGGAAGGUGACACUGGAGUGCAAAUCAACAGCCAGGUGUCUGCCAAUUAACUACACCCUGUUUUUUAAAAAAGACAAAGCACUACGGCGUGCAACCAAGAACAAGGAGGAAGAAAGGAUAGUGUUUAAUUUCACCAUCAAUUCCACCAGUGAACUGGGCGAAUAUAAAUGCAGAGCUCGAAACAGAUUUAAUUAUGCACCCAAUAACAAAUACAGUCAUGGCUUCAACUUUACACUAAGAGAGGCAGCAGCAGAAGAAAAGAACAAACUAGUUGUGUUCAUUGUUGCUCCUUUGCUCCUGCUGUUGUUGCUGAUAGUAAUCGCUGUAGCAAUUCCAUUGAUGAUCCUUCCUUGGUGUAAAGCAAAAAACCAGAAGCCGGCCAGCAAAUCUACCCAUUACACCCCAGCUAAUCACCUCAGCUCACAAGCAUGUGCAACUUAUGAAGAUGUUGGUAAAACUGGAAAUAUUCUUUUCUCUUUUCUCUUAUUUCUUGCAUUCCAUUCAGCAUUCCAUGGAAAAGGUGAAGAAGUUGAGUACUGCAAUCUGAACAUUGGAACCACAGAGACAGACUGCAGAGAAAGGAUCCUCACUGAGGACAGUACAGUGAGCUAUGCUGAGAUCAUUGUCAGAAGAUAAACAAGCGUUUUUUGUUCUGGCUCCCAACUACUCUCUUGUCUUUUGAAAAGACAGUGCCUCCUGGUGAAUGCAUCAGAAAUGAAGCUUUGUGAUUUACACUGAGGAGCCAUGCUGAAAGGAAGAUAUA
Molecule: messenger RNA, 1637 nt
Organism: Sceloporus undulatus (fence lizard)
Lineage: Eukaryota; Metazoa; Chordata; Lepidosauria; Squamata; Phrynosomatidae
Gene: MILR1
Product: mast cell immunoglobulin like receptor 1
Exons: 9
Coding region: 389-1510 (373 amino acids)
Source: RefSeq, a predicted model, not a curated record